Molecule: messenger RNA, 462 nt
Organism: Eimeria maxima
Lineage: Eukaryota; Apicomplexa; Conoidasida; Eucoccidiorida; Eimeriidae
Product: ribosomal protein S10, putative
Exons: 3
Coding region: 1-462 (153 amino acids)
Cellular component (GO): cytosolic small ribosomal subunit
Molecular function (GO): structural constituent of ribosome; RNA binding
Source: RefSeq, a predicted model, not a curated record
AUGACGAUUGGAAUGAAGCCGAGUCUGAUUCCUAAGAAGAAUCGACGGAUGAUUUAUGAGUACCUCUUCAAAGAGGGCGUCCUGGUGGUGCAAAAGAACCCCAAGUUGGAGCGCCAUCCGGACAUUCCCGUGCCGAAUCUGCACGUGAUGAUGGCUAUGAAAACGCUCAAGUCUAAGGACUUCUGCGAUGAGAUAUUCAACUGGCAGCACAACUACUACACUCUUAAGAACGAAGGAAUGGAAUACCUUAGAGAUUACCUCCGCCUCCCUGUCACCGUCUUCCCUGCCACUCUGACAAAGAAGACGACGACACGCGCUCAGCGCCCCGACACAGAGGUCGAGGGUGGUGGCGAUCCCGAGAACUGGAGAGGGGGAAUGGGCAGACCCAGACGCCCAAUGGGCGAUCGUGCAGGGGAGGCAAGAGUUGGGGGUGAGAGAUCCGAAAGGCCUCGUUAUGCUUAA